This is a messenger RNA of Erpetoichthys calabaricus (reedfish), 2178 nucleotides long. RefSeq names its product zinc finger protein 665-like. Lineage: Eukaryota; Metazoa; Chordata; Cladistia; Polypteriformes; Polypteridae. The record is from RefSeq and is a predicted model, not a curated record. The coding region runs from base 1 to 2163 and encodes 720 amino acids. The transcript is spliced from 3 exons. Gene Ontology annotation, biological process: regulation of cytokine production; negative regulation of transcription by RNA polymerase II; regulation of immune system process.
AUGGAUGUGAAACAGGAGAACUGUGAUGUGGACACAAAUAUCAUGGAGAAAACUGUCAAUAUUAAGGAGGACGACUGUGAGUGGGAGUCCAUCUACAUUAAACAGGAAAGUAUGAGCAUCAAGGAGGAGGACAGUGAACUGCAGCCAGUGGGCAUUAAAGAAGAACCUGAAGAGAAGUCUGUCCGUAUUGAGACACAUAACCAUACAAAUCUGGACAGUGUAAAAGAAGACAACCGUCAUGAUGGAGUGGUGACCAGGUUAGACUCUUCUCAGAGUAGACAGUGUUCAUCUCCAGAGCCUUCUAUCAAUGUGAAGUCUGAAUCAUUCGAGUUUGAACCAAAGAGAGCUGAGGAAACUACAUCUGUUAGAGCUCAGAAAAAUAAGCGACCACCUUCAAAAAAGUCUGGAAAAAGAAAGAAAAAUCACUGCAGUGUGGAAUGUGGCAGAGAAUUUUGUAACAGGAGUGCUCUUCAGAACCACACGAGAGUUCACACCGGAGAGAAGCCAUAUUGCUGUAAUGAAUGUGGCAAACAGUUUUCACAAAUGAGCAAUCUUCAGAUACACACGAGAGUUCACACCAGAGAGAAGCCAUAUUGCUGUAAUGAAUGUGGCAAACAGUUUUCACAAAUGAGCAAUCUUCAGAUACACACGAGAGUUCACACCAGAGAGAAGCCAUAUUGCUGUAAUGAAUGUGGCAAACAGUUUUCACAAAUGAGCAGUCUUCAGAGACACACAAGAGUUCACACCAGAGAGAUGCCAUAUUGCUGUAAUGAAUGUGGCAUACAGUUUUCAUAUAUGAACAAUCUUCAGAGACACACGAGAGUUCACACUGGAGAGAAGCCAUAUUGCUGUAAUGAAUGUGGCAAACAGUUUUCACAAAUGAGCCAUCUUCAGAUACACACAAGAGUUCACACCGGAGAGAAGCCAUAUUGCUGUAAUGAAUGUGGCAAACAGUUUUCACAAAUGAGCUCUAUGAAGGACCACACUAGAGUUCACACCCGAGAGAAGCCAUAUUGCUGUAAUGAAUGUGGCAAACAGUUUUCACAAAUGAGCCAUCUUCAGAAACACACAAGAGUUCACACCAGAGAGAAGCCAUAUUGCUGUAAUGAAUGUGGCAAACAGUUUUCACAGAUGGAGCAUCUUCAGAGUCACACAAGAGUUCACAAAACAAUAAAAACAGUAGCAAUUCAAAAAUCAUUCCAGAAAAACAAGAACCCUUCAGGACUCAAGAGAAAGAAAAAACACUGCAGUGUGGAAUGUGUUAGAGAAUUCUCUAACAGGAGUGCUCUUCAGAGACACAUGAGAGUUCACACUGGAGAGAAGACAUAUUGCUGUAAUGAAUGUGGCAAACAGUUUUCCGAAAUGAGCAAUCUUCAGAACCACACGAGAGUUCACACCGGAGAGAAGCCAUAUUGCUGUAAUGAAUGUGGCAAACUGUUUUCAUAUAUGAGCAAUCUUCAGAGACACCUGAGAGUUCACACCAGAGAGAAGCCAUAUUGCUGUAAUGAAUGUGGCAAACAGUUUUCAGAGAUGGGCAAUCUACAGAAACACACGAGAGUUCACACUGGAGAGAAGCCCUAUUGCUGUAAUGAAUGUGGCAAACAGUUUUCCUAUAUGAGCAAUCUUCAGAUACACACGAGAGUUCACACCGGAGAGAAGCCAUAUUGCUGUAAUGAAUGUGGCAAACAGUUUUCAUAUAUGAGCAAUCUUCAGAGACACAUGAGAGUUCACACCAGAGAGAAGCCAUAUUGCUGUAAUGAAUGUGGCAAACAGUUUUCCGAAAUGAGGCAUCUGAAGGACCACACUAGAGUUCACACCGGAGAGAAGCCAUAUUGCUGUAAUGAAUGUGGCAAACAGUUUUCAUAUAUGAGCAAUCUUCAGAGACACACGAGAGUUCACACUGGAGAGAAGCCAUAUUGCUGUAAUGAAUGUGGCAAACAGUUUUCACAAAUGAGCAGUCUUCAGAGACACACAAGAGUUCACACCGGAGAGAAGCCAUAUUGCUGUAAUGAAUGUGGCAAACAGUUUUCACAGAUAGGCAGUCUUCAGAGUCACACAAGAGUUCACAAAAGAAUAAAAACAGUAGCAGUUCAAAAAUCAUUCCAGAAAAACAAGAACCCUUCAGGACUCAAGAGUGAGGUUCACUCGUGUCCUGAAAACUAAGCAAACUAAACUAUU